Meira miltonrushii is the source of this 1548-nucleotide messenger RNA. RefSeq lists its product as uncharacterized. The coding region runs from base 1 to 1548 and encodes 515 amino acids. The transcript has a single exon. Lineage: Eukaryota; Fungi; Basidiomycota; Exobasidiomycetes; Exobasidiales; Brachybasidiaceae. The record is from RefSeq and is a predicted model, not a curated record.
AUGGGAACAAGCAUAAAAGAUGAUAAAAGUGUAACCGAUGAUGUGAUCACAAAUGCAGAACCACCGGUAUUCGCGCCUGAUCAAUUCAAUCCACGUUAUGAAGCAAAACGAAAAGAGAUUUGGGCUUAUUAUUCUUACGGUGUUGCAAAUAAUGGCUUGGGCUUGUUCAACUUUGCUCCGACUGCUUUUCAAAAUUUGUUAUACAUUGCCGCAGGUGAAGAUGAAAUGUUAUUGUUUGCCGGUCAAAUGCGUUCGAUUGAAGAAAUCGUUUUGUUGUGUAAUGGUAUCUCUUGCGCUAUCAAUGUCGUCUUAUUCUUGGCAAUCGGAAGUUUGGCAGAUUUCGGUAAUUGGAGACCGUUCAUUUUGAUGUUUUGGACAGUUGCCGCUUUUGGUAUCUCUUUGGCAUGGUUAGGCGUUCAUGAAGCAUCAAAAUGGGAAGCAGCAACGGGUUUGUACAUCGUUGGUUUGAUCAUUUAUCAAAUGUGUUUAAGCUUUUGGACCGCAGCUUUUCCUGGUUUGGCAAGAAAUACGCCCGAGAUGCGUGAAACGGCAUCAAAAUACGCUUCGGGUGAGAUUGAUCGGGAAACGUAUGAUCAUGAAGAUAUGAUGCAAAGAAAUCGAAUCAGUAAUAUCUCCUUCACUGUGCAAAGUGCAGUUGAGAUUUUGAUUUUAGCCGUCAUUGUUGGAAUUAUGUUUGGUGUUCAUGUCAAUGAUGGUCAAGAGCAAAACAAUCGUGGUUUGAGUAUCUUGAUCGCUUUUGCAGGUGGUAUUUGGGUGUUGGUUGCUAUUCCUUGGUUCAUUUUCGAAAAGCGUAGACCUGGUCAACCUUUACCGCCAAACACAAACGUUUUCACUGCAGGAUUAUUGCAACUUUGGACUGCAGGCAGAGAGAUUGUUCAAUUGAAGCAAUCUUUGCUGUAUCUCUUUGGCUACUUCCUUCUUUCUGACAGUCUAAACACGACGGUGACUGUCAUUGGAACAUUGCAAAACACGAUUGUGGCGUACAAUACGCUCACUUUGACAUACGUCUUAUUGGUCGGUAUCGCAGCUCAAUUGGCCGGUAUUUAUGGUUAUUGGGCCAUUCAAAAGCACUUUCAACUUUCGACAAAGACGAUGUUCACUGCCGUUAUGGUGGGCAUCAUCUUACUCGAUGGUUGGGGUUUCGUUGGUAUUUUCACGCAAAAGUUCGGUUUCCAUCAUUUGUGGGAAAUUUGGGCUUAUCAAGCAUAUUAUGGGUUGUUCGUUUGUCCUUGGUACGCUUAUUCACAGACUAUGAUCAGUGAAGUCACACCACGAGGAAGGGAAUUCUUAUUCUUCAGUUUGUUUGGAUGUUUUGGUAAAGUUUCAGCAUUUAUCGGUCCAAUCGUAAGCAGUGCAAUCAUUCAUCGAACGCCAAACAAUUCUUCAACGCCAUUCUACUUUUUAUUUUCACUCACAAUCGCUUCUGCGUUUAUGUUAAUCUUCUUUUUAGAUUUGAAAAAGAGUAGAAAAGAACAAGCAUUAUUCUUGGCAAAACAAGGUGAAAAAUUAAUUCAUCGAUCGUUGUAG